Molecule: messenger RNA, 759 nt
Organism: Closterium sp. Yama58-4
Lineage: Eukaryota; Viridiplantae; Streptophyta; Zygnematophyceae; Desmidiales; Closteriaceae
Source: the annotation of a GenBank genome assembly
AUGCUCUGCGCCGCGCGCAAGAUUUCAGCUGAGUGUGCGCUGCGUCGCACACAAAGCUCUCUGUUGCCAGGGGCUUCUCCCCAGAUGCCUGUUCCUCCACUCGCGGCGCCCCGCCAAUCGGGAUGGGAGCAGGUAGAGGAACACCAUUUCACCAGAUCCUGCAAGCAGCAAGCUUCAAGCAUCACAGCAGCCGGACAUAGAGCUAAGAACGGCGUAGCUGAUUUCUUAGAGGCUCCAGCCUCAGCAGAUUAUUGGAACAAGCUAGUCACCAUGAAGACUCAAGUGUUGAUCACCAUACUGCUGUGCCUUGCGCUGGCUCAUGCCGCGCAAGCAUCAAGCAGCAAUUUCGAGAAAUACGCGGUGCGCAACUCCGUCCGCAGCGGCAGCGCGCACCGACUGAGGUGGCGCAAGCUGACAGAGCUUCCCACCUGCGUCAACCAAACACUCUGCGGAUCACUCUGCGUGGACAUUUUGACCGACAUCAACAACUGUGGCGUGUGCUCCAACUUCUGCGACCUCACCCAAAUCUGCUGCAACGGCACCUGCAUCAACCCCAACACCAACAACGCCCACUGCGGCGCCUGCGGCGCCAGAUGCCCAGGCACCUGCGCUGCGGGCGUGUGCAACUACGGCGGGGUGAUUUCCUCACCUGGCAAAGGCGGUGCCGGCAACGGUGGUGUCGUCCCCCCUGCGGGUGGUUCUGGCGGUGUCGUCCCUGGCACUGGUGGUGGUGCUGCUGGUGGGAAAGGCAAGCCCUAA